AUGAUUCGCAAACAAGCGCGCCAAAGGCGCGACUACCUAUACCGACGAGCUCUUCUUCUGCGAGAUGCCGAGAUCAGUGAGAAGCGAGCCAAGCUGAGGUCGUCCCUCGCUUCUGGCAAGCCUUUGGAUCCUACAAUCGCCAACGAUAAGUCUUUGCGCAAGGACUACCAGUACGACGAAUCCCGACCUGACCUCACAACCAACGAAGAACUUGACCUCGACGACGAGUAUGCCCAGCUUUCUGGAAUUGUCGACCCGCGUGUGCUUGUGACGACCUCUCGAGAUCCCUCCGCUAGACUAGCAGCUUUCGCUAAGGAGAUCAGACUUCUUCUCCCCACAGCUGUUCGCCUUAACCGUGGAAACCUCAUCCUGCCUGACCUGGUGCGCUCUGCCCAGUCAGCCGGCCUCUCCGACGUUAUUCUGCUUCAUGAGCAUCGAGGUACACCAACCGCUUUGACAUUAUCCCACUUUCCUCAUGGCCCAACGGUUUCCUUCUCUUUGCACAACGUCGUGCUCCGUCACGAUAUUCCUGGAAGCGUGCGCGGAACAGUGAGCGAGUCCUAUCCCCAUCUCAUUUUCGACGGCUUUACUAGUCGUCUAGGUGAGCGCAUAGUCAAGAUCUUGAAGCACGUCUUUCCUCCUAGAGAAGCCAUCACGAGCAAGAACAAAGUUGGCAACCGAGUCGUUACUUUCAAGAACAUCGAGGAUAGCAUUGAAGUCAGACACCACGUUUUCGUGAGGACAGGAUAUGACAGUGUCGAAUUGGCCGAGGUCGGCCCAAGAAUGACGAUGCGACCAUUCGAAAUCCGAAGUGGCACCCUCGAAAAUAAGGACGGCGACGUCGAGUGGCAUCUCACGCAAUAUACACGAACCGCCAAGAAGAAGAACUAUCUGUAA
This is a messenger RNA of Fusarium graminearum PH-1, 897 nucleotides long. Its product is annotated as U3 small nucleolar ribonucleoprotein IMP4. The transcript is spliced from 2 exons. Gene Ontology annotation, cellular component: nucleolus; small-subunit processome; Mpp10 complex. Gene Ontology annotation, molecular function: snoRNA binding; rRNA primary transcript binding. Gene Ontology annotation, biological process: rRNA processing. Bases 1 to 897 code for a protein of 298 amino acids. NCBI's taxonomy places the organism in Eukaryota, Fungi, Ascomycota, Sordariomycetes, Hypocreales, Nectriaceae. The record is from RefSeq and is a predicted model, not a curated record.